Messenger RNA from Trichoderma virens Gv29-8, 705 nucleotides. RefSeq lists its product as uncharacterized. The coding region runs from base 199 to 672 and encodes 157 amino acids. Lineage: Eukaryota; Fungi; Ascomycota; Sordariomycetes; Hypocreales; Hypocreaceae. The transcript has a single exon. The record is from RefSeq and is a predicted model, not a curated record.
ACGAAAGUACUGUGUGUAUCUGUAUGUGGCAUGGACAAGUCUCUGUACAUGACCCUUGUCCCUGAGGCUAGGACCGGCACCCCAUAACCUACCUCAACACCAAACUUGGCCACCAUAAGCGGCCGGCCAUAGCCUGAGCGAUGCCGCAAUGCAAGAUUGGUUGUCAUUUUGGCAACACACUUACGGCGCCUGGCGCGCAUGUUUCCGGCCCCCUUUGGCCUCUUUGGCGGCUUUCUCGAUUCACGGAAUCCCCCGGUGCAGGUUGAACCGCUUGAAACGUAUCUCAACUCGCCGAGCCCAACCUGUACCCAAUGCAACGGGGGACGUGGUCCUCUCCUCUCCUCUCCUCUAUCUUUAUCCGUCCACGUCAAAGCCUCUAGCAACCACGACAUCAAGCUUGAAAAAGGGCCAUGGGAGAUGCAGGCUGUUCCCAAAGCAGAAGGCCAGCUCAUCAUUGUUGCGGCUUCUCCGGCCUGUGCUCCACGGUCUCAUGGCUCUCACCGUCACUUAGACGCAUUUCUCUCCAUCGAUUUGUUUGCAGUGCUUGAGACCGGUGACGGAAUCUCCAACCCGCUAAUGUCGCCCGUGCUUUCAGCCACUCGUGUUCCUGAGACCCAUAUCACACACACACGCACAAAAAAACAGGACCCAGCCUGUUGCUGCUCCAUGUGAGUUGUUUGCGCUAGUCCAUCUUGUCACAGGCAC